GACCGAUGAGAUCUGUUUCUUUUCUUAGGUUGGGGGCUGGAGGGGAGGUGGGGGGGACGCCGAGCGUGUUUUCCAUCUGGCUCUCAAAGCUGACCUCGCUCCGCGUUGUCUUUGCAGUUUUAGCUUAUUCAGUGACACCUGUCGCCAGAUCUAGCCAGAAUGGGAGUCAGUCCAAACCCAAGUCCCACGUUCUGUGGUCUACGCAGAAAACCAAGCCAUCUACUCUACCUCCACUUGGACAAGCCAGCAACCACGCUAAAAGAAAAACGAAGAGUUUGAUUAAAGUCCAAUCAGCGACCUACUACCAGCCCACGGUGGUGACGACAUACCAGCCCAGGGAGCCAGAAGAUUCGCACCUGAAGGACAAGUUCAACUCUAGGAAGAUUCAGGCCAAAGUCCGGUUCAUGAGGUCGAUGGUCAGGAACCAGCGGACCUCGCUCCUGGAGAUGCGCCAGCACAAGUUCUUCCUCGGCAAGCUGUGCGACAAGCUGGCGAGGGCCAUCCAGGACACCGAGGACAGCACGGCCCUGCGCGUGCGGGCGAUGCUGCAGCAGCAGGACACCCUGACGAACAUCAUCGACAUCCUGGAGUACUCCAACAAGAAGAGGAUACAGCAAUUGCAGUCUGAGCUCCAGGAGUGGGAAGAUAAGGAGGAAAGCAAGAUAAACUGCCUGGAGCUGCAGGUGGAGCAGCUGAACGCCAAAGUCGAAAAGACCCAGGAGGAGGUGAACUUCCUGAGCACGUACAUGGACCACGAGUACCCGGUCAGGUCUGUCCAGAUCGCCAACCUUGCGCGCCAGCUUCAGCAGGCCAAAGACGACCAGCAGGACGAGCUGGAUAACCUUGCUGAGAUGCGCAGAAUGGUCCUGGAGUUGCUAUCCACCAAGAUUUGGAAGAAGAAGGAAAAAAUCCUGAGGUCUCUGGCGAUGAGAACCCUGCAGCCUCACGAGGAGGCCCUCCUGCAGAAGACCCAGGACAGCCAGCACAGGCGGAGGUGCAGAGGGACGGUCACGGAGUUCAUCGACGAGCUGAAGGGGAGACUGCCCGAGCUGAAGGCCGAGGUGGAAGAGCUCCGGGCCCAGAGGCAGGAACCCCGAGAGGUCGUUUUCAAGGGCGUUCUGCUUCGGAGACCCAAAUGCACCCCAGACAUGGACGUGGUCCUCAACCUCCCAGAAGAAGAGCUCCUCUUCUAGAGGAUGCAGCGGCCGCCCACCCCUCCCAGCACCUGGAGCCUUGAUGGCUUCACUUCCAGCCUGAGUCUCCGUUCAGACGCUGCUCAGAGCCCCUCCUCCUCCUCCUCCCCUCCUUUCCUGUAUACAAUGAUUUCUUUCCCUUCUCUUUCUCUCCCUUUUCUGCAGUGGCCCUGCCCCCCAGGCCAGCUGGGGAUUCCUUUCUACCAAUAAAGCCCGGUCUGCAUUGC
Molecule: messenger RNA, 1420 nt
Organism: Ictidomys tridecemlineatus (thirteen-lined ground squirrel)
Lineage: Eukaryota; Metazoa; Chordata; Mammalia; Rodentia; Sciuridae
Gene: C5H20orf96
Product: chromosome 5 C20orf96 homolog
Source: RefSeq, a predicted model, not a curated record